CUAGUGACCUCCCAUUGCUCCAAGAUCCAGCACCAAAACGAGAUCGAGCAAGCAAGGGAGAUUCAAAGGAACGGAAUGUGCGCGGCACAGACCUGCUGCUUCUUAGCCUUCGGCGGCGCCGUGGCGGCGGCGGCGGCGGCCACCGGGGCGCCCUUCCUCUUCCCCGCGGCGGUGGCGGCGCCGUCAGCCUGCGUGUUCAGAGCACGCACAUUUCACCCCCCACACAAAACAUCACAUCAACACACGAGGCGCGAGACGGCGCGGGGUCUAAUCUUGCGAAGCAGCAGCAACUGAUUGUGCAUAGAUAUAGCUUGUGUGUUAAUUGCAGCUCGCUAAUUUCUUCCCUAGUUUCUUCGUUCUCUCCCAUCAAUUAGUUGCGUAAUGUGAUUUCUUUCUUCUUCGUUCUGACUUCUGAGGAGCACGCUUGGUAGUUUAUCAAUGAAAACAGUAGAUUCCUCUGUCAGUUUUCUCAAUGCAUUUGUUUGGGAAGAUUAACAAUUUUUUGCUGAUUAUGGCAUGGAAGAGAUUAGCUCUGCAGUUCUGCCUGGUGCUGAGGUCGCACGUCUGCGGGAUUAGAUAUGGCCUUCGUUCCCGAUGUGGCCCGGGUUCGCGAAGGUGGCCGCUCGCCGGCUACGUCGAGGUGGAAGACGCUGGAAAUUUCUUCUCCGAGUUGCCCAACGAUUCUGCGGUGUGGAGGGCGGCCGCGACGUCUGCGGCUGGCCCCGCCUCGUGCGUCUCGGCUCGCCCGUUUCGAUCGGCUGCUGCUUUGCGAGAUUACAAGACGACUGGUUCCUGACAUCCACACCGGAAUCUGAGCUCGAGCCCCUCUAGAGCGCAGCCCACGCCGGCGCCGGUGACGAGCGUGACGAGGUGGAGAAGACGACGGAAAAGCUGGCGUUGGGGACGGACGGACGGAUCGGCGACGGAGUGGCACGGAAUAAAGGAAUUCGCUAUCGCAGUGACAAAAUCUGAAAGGAAUGUGUAUUGAGUGGCUUGCCCUGAAAGGCCUGCGAAUUGGAUGUCAAAUAAUGAAAUUUCUCCAAUUAUGUCCAUCCACAUGAUGCCCGUUUCUGAUGAUGACAGAAAUCCCCCACGCAGCCACAGCACGGCUAUUCCCCCUAACCCCCGCCGCCGCCCAGAUGCGAAUUCUCCGCCGCUUUCCGCGUCUGCUCCGACGCUCUAACGCCGCCGCCCGAUCUCCUGCCCCGAUGCACCGCCUCAUCUCUUCUCCCUCUCUCAUGGCAUCUGCAGCGGCUAGCUGGUGCUGGUGGUCACCAUUGCUUGCUCGAGGAGGACCUGUCGUCCGUCGUGUUUCCCGAUUUCCUUGGGAACCUCGGAACAUGACCACCAUCAGUCGAGUAAAAGGCGACGAGUCAUACAGGCGACUUCCAUCCCAGGAAAAGAAGCAUACUGCGAUCACUCAAGGUAUGAAAACCAUUGACACCAGGGGCACAAUCUUGGAGGCUAGAGCUGGAGAUGAGAAAAGUAAUAGAGAUGCGGCGUCCUCAGAGGUUUCAUACAUCAAAUACGAUGUACUGGGGCAAAGUGCGAAGCAGGAUGGCUGUGAUGAGGAUGAUCGAAGGAGUGAAACGGAGGAACAUGUUGAGGAGGACGAAGUUCUUGAUCCUGAAGAAUAUACUGUGAACAACAUACUUCCAAAAAGUAGACACCGUGAUGGCUCUAUAUAUAGGGACAUCAUGGACACACCGUGGAAAAGGGAGUUUCAUAUUGCAGACCGUAAUGAGACUCGGUUGGAGGCAAUGAGGUUUUCGAAUCCCACAAAUUGUGUCAUUCGCAGUAAUGGAACUUGCAUGUCACAUGUUCAUUGCAACAUGCUGCAAAUUUUAUCAUUGGAGUUGGCUAAAAUUACACUGGAUGGUGGUUCAGUAGAGUUGUAUGGAUACAUAGCUGUGCGGGAUGAUCUAGAUCCGUUGCUUAAUUAUAUUGUCAACUGUAGCAGGGAUGAUCCCAUCAUUGUGGAGCAGGGUUCGCUCAUCAACAUGGAAGGCCCUAACCGAGGAAUAGACAUGAUGGACUAUGCUCUAAUUGAAUAUGACAUGAGGAUCAAGACAGGUGAACAAGAAAAAGAUGACCUACAGCUGAUUGAUGGUGCAUCAAUGAUAGGCUCUGGAGGCCUAUGGAAUCGGCCAGAAACAAUUUGCAUUCCUGGCGAUUACGGUGCAGUUGACAUAACUUUAUCACGUUUUAAUUGUUCAGCUGAGGCCACCGUAGAGAUUCUUAUAUCAGAAGUGCAAAGCAGUUUCAAUUUGUUGCUCGGUUGUUUAACCAGUGACUUGGAUAAGGAAAUCCGUCUCUUUGAUGGUGUCAUCAGUGAGUCACGUGAUUUAAAGAGGUCGGUGGUUGCUGUAACGAGGGAUUCUUUCAUAGAUUUGAAGUUCGAAGUGGGCGCGUUUCCAUCCAGUUUCGACCAGCAUUAUGUUUCCUUCAAGGAGAAAAUCCAUGGCUAUGAUACUCAAGAAAUAAAGACUGAUUUUGCGUUAAUCUCAGUAAAGGUGACUUGGUCAGCUUUGCUUUCUGGACGAGUGAUACCUCUGUUUCUGUAACAGAGUGGGCCAUGCAACAUCACAUUUACACACCCAUGAAUAUGGCCCUAACACACGCUCAAAGAGAUAAAAAUCAACGGCACAUCUUUGAUCUCACUAGAUCUAUAAUGUUAACUUUAUUAUACUUAUUAUUUAGAAUGUAUAUUUCGCAUAUGAAAUUAUGUAUCCAAGUUUAUUACAGCAAAUGCUUGAAUAACGGCAUUGCACUUACCUAACCUAUUUUCAGACUUAUGAGGGAGAAUCUAGCGUUCAAAUUUGUGUCUUGUGGACUUUGAAUAGUCAAAAUCGAUCUUCUUUUA
Molecule: messenger RNA, 2863 nt
Organism: Oryza sativa Japonica Group (Japanese rice)
Lineage: Eukaryota; Viridiplantae; Streptophyta; Magnoliopsida; Poales; Poaceae
Source: RefSeq, a predicted model, not a curated record